CUACGGGAAACGUAAGCUACAAAACCUGUUCGGACGGUGUGGCCGUGCCGCCCGCGUGCCCGCGCCCGCCGUCCGUCAUUCACAACCCUCCAGCUCCAGUCCCCUGAUCCCCCAGUCGGGAUAUUUUACCCCCCAAAGGGCCCAAAGGGGGCGCUCCAACGCCCAUUUAUCAUUGGGGCGCGCGCCGCACCGCACCGCCAAAAAUCCGACUACCCCUCGAUCCCAUUGUCAAGCGUCGCCGCCAAGAAACACUCUCUUGAUUCCCCAACAAUUCCCUCGAAAAGGAAGCUUUCGAGGGAACCGGAGGGCUCGCCGAAUCAUGAGCAGCCCUACCGUCGGGUCCCUUCUGGCUGCCAUUGCGACACUCGUCAGUGAUGGCCUGCGUAUCUUACAGUUCGCCGAUAAGCGCCAAUGGGGACCUGACGAGCACGAGCAAUUGCGCCUGCUGGAGGAUACCCUCAACGACGCCAAGAAGGACUUCCAGGAGCUUUCUGUCCUCGUCAACGGACAGCGCUAUUACAUGAACGACCGCAAACCUCCGUCGAUCGCCGAACUGCGAGCUUUACAGUCCAAGGUCGAGCAUCAUAUCGAGAACUUCAAAGAUUGGACAAAGACAGGCGGACCGAUCAACCCAGUAUGGGCACGAGAGACGACGCAACUGCGCCGCGAACUACACCGCGCACAAUGCCGAGCAGCUAGGAGGAUAUUUGCGGCAGAGCAAGAGACCUCAGCGAGAUGCCUGGGUGCCUUUCUCGUUCACAGAAAACAGCGUGAAUGGCAGAAUCGGCCUGCUACUUCAGAGGAGGAGCACCACAGACGACACGUGGAAGAGGUGGUAGCAUGCAACACAAGCGGCAAGUUUGAGCGGUUUGGCGACGGAGGCAUUGCAUUCGUUUGCGACUUUUGUGACGGCCAUCUCGUAUGGGAAGACUUGGAGAGCAUGCCAUCAUUACGCACAGCCGAGGAAUCCAGCACGCGCCCAGUACCACCCAUUUCGCCGACGACCGGGGUGCCACACUGGCAGGCGACCGGGUUUACCGCCGACAAACGAAGAGAGGAGAAGACGGUCAUAUUUGCGCCUCUGGCGAUAGCGAAUCAUAUGGCGCCGUAUCAGGGGGAUUGGGUAGCCCGGCUACUAUGCCCUUUUUGCGACGAAGCGCCGUAUACCGAGGCAGGCGGUGACAGCGACGAUGAGAUGCGGAAUGCCCAGGAUGAAUCCGGCUUCGAAGAUCUCCAGGCCUUCCAAGAGCACCUAGAGUGGCAACACACAGCGGCGUCAAUACCCGCUGUCCCCUUGCCCAAGGCAGCCAAGGACUGCUUGGUGAUGUGACAUCACUAAUUCGACAACGAUUUCUAUUGGUGGCGUAAAAACGGCGGUUCGUUCGUGUACAUAUAUUCAAAGUGUGUGGUCCUGAUAAAGGCGAGGCGUUGGGGGCUUCCAAAGAGGGCGGAGAAUAUUCAUCCGCACCUACGACUCAUGGAAUUAUCAUUUACUUUAUUCGAUGGCAGAGGCCUACUUCACGAAGUGUUGGGGCCCGCCCUCAUCACCAGUCUGGAUAGACUCAUGCAGCAACAGAGAUACCACAGUUCGGUAGUGCUGGAUCAUA
Messenger RNA from Colletotrichum phormii, 1607 nucleotides. RefSeq lists its product as uncharacterized. Bases 320 to 1330 code for a protein of 336 amino acids. NCBI's taxonomy places the organism in Eukaryota, Fungi, Ascomycota, Sordariomycetes, Glomerellales, Glomerellaceae. The record is from RefSeq and is a predicted model, not a curated record. The transcript is spliced from 2 exons.